AUGCCAUCAGACUCCGGUCAAAACAACAACGUCAAUGCGACCUUCAGCAACACCCCCAGCAGGAGAGUAGCCAAGAACGCUGCAGUUCCACUUCCACCGGAACAAGAGCAACUUCCAUGUCCACGUUGUGACUCUACUAACACCAAGUUCUGUUACUACAACAACUACAACUUCUCUCAGCCACGUCACUUCUGUAAGGCUUGCCGCCGUUACUGGACCCAAGGUGGGACUCUACGUGACAUCCCUGUUGGUGGCGGCACCCGCAAGAACGCUAAACGCUCUCGUACCACCGCCAACGCUGUUUCUUCCAUCAUCACCGCCAAUGCCCUCGCACAGGAUUAUCCUUUGACUUCCACUCCUAUUCUGUUGCCGUUCGGGGGAAAUCAUCCGCAGUUUUGUGGGGGUGACGUUAAGGGUUCCGGGAGUUUUACUUCUUUGUUAAACACUCAGGCACCUGGGUUUCUGGCUUUGGGUGGGUUUGGUCUUGGGCUGGGCUCUGGGAUUGUUGGGGAUGUGGGCUUUGGUGGGCUUGGGAGAGGAAUCUGGGGUUUUACUGGUGUGGGAGAGGCUGGUAGUGGUGCUACUGUUGCCACAGCUAAUAUUGGUGGUGGUACUGGUACUGGUACUGGUGGUGCAACUGGAGUUGGAAACACUUGGCAGUAUGAGAGUGGAGAAACUACUAACGGGUUUGUUGGUGCUGAUUGCUUUGCUUGGCCUGAUCUAGCAAUUUCUACCCCUGGAAAUGGUCUCAAGUGAUGUCUUCUUCUGUAAUAUUACUUAGUUUUUCUUCUUUUUUAGUUGGAAUAUGUUUAGUUAAUUAGUGAGUGAAGGGUAAACUAGGACUUAAAUUGAAAGAAAGGAACUAUAUGACUUUUUCUCUUUUUAAUUAUUCUUCUUCUUCUUUGUGACUGUAUGCCAUGUGGUUUGGUUGUUUGUACCAUUUUUGUGCAGUGGACAUGGCAAGUACUAAUCAGUGUGUUCUUCUCUCUCGGUGCUUGAAUAUCAAACAUCUUUUAUUGAUAGUUUCCUUAAACAUCACACCUUCUUCAAUGGUAAAUGUUUUUCUCAGUCAGCCAGUUAGCAUAACUGGAGUUUUGUAUACUCAUGGAAAAAAAUCACUAAUAAUCAGAAUGAUCAUGGAACAACCUCAUUCCAACUAAA
Molecule: messenger RNA, 1161 nt
Organism: Pistacia vera
Lineage: Eukaryota; Viridiplantae; Streptophyta; Magnoliopsida; Sapindales; Anacardiaceae
Product: dof zinc finger protein DOF3.4-like
Exons: 1
Coding region: 1-756 (251 amino acids)
Biological process (GO): regulation of DNA-templated transcription
Molecular function (GO): DNA binding; DNA-binding transcription factor activity
Source: RefSeq, a predicted model, not a curated record